AUGGCAAGCCAGGCACAUCCGAAUGGAAGGUGCCGUCUCUCUCCCGGCUGUGGAGCAAAGACCCGGGACACGCCCGAAUCUCCGGUCUCCAUCCGGCAUGACGCCCGCCACUUCCUCCGACUUCAGAAGCACGAUACAUUACUAAGGCUUCAUAUCAAGUCGAAAGUCGAUAUUGAACAAUGGGUAGGACAUCAAACAAUUUAUCUUUCUCGUCUCAAGGUCGGCGAGCAAUGGAAAACCAAGCUGGAGCCUCUUAAAACUCUCUUCAUUGUAAAAACUCGGGAGUCACACGGCAAGAAUAAGAGGACUGCAAGGUCGAAUCAUUCACGACUUUGUUGCGAUUCACCGAUACUGUGUCAAGAUUUGGAGAUUGAAGCCACAGUCAGUGACUCUGGCCUAAUUGUCGGCCAUUUUCAUGUGACCUACGUUCAGACCCGUAAUCGCACGUAUGCAUGGUGGAACUGGACCCUACGGGCCUACAUGCUCUUCACGGUAUUCCCCAUCAACCAAAGCAGCAAGUCUUACAUCCAAUUGAAGCUUCGCGGAGGCCACCCAAAGCUCCAAGUUCGCGGCCGAACCAAUUUCGUAGGCGGCUCAUGUGUUCUCUACCGCAAUGCCGGCGACGCCGGCACCUCCUUAAGCGAGGCAGGACCGGCUGGGGACGGCCUGGCCAUUGCCGAGAGCUUGGGCCCGGCGAGGAAAGCUACGUCACCGCCGAACUACCUAUCGCCGAUGCUGUCUGCUAUAGCCCAUCGUCCAAGCAUCGCCGAAGCCACCACCUUGGAGCGAAAUGCACCUCGGCACCUGACGCGGACAAGCUCUAAUGCGCGGUGCCAGCUGCCAGCGCCCAGGCCGCCGAUCCUUGGUGCCCUCGUGACGGUCAACGCCAGGCAGGCAGUCAAAGACAAGGGGCAGGGGAGAUGGGACAGAGUGCCAAAGGCAUGGCUUCAGAAGUUCAGUCCGGGGGGGAGAGGGAGGGGGCCUUUGACAAUCCUGCUAAACGUUGAUCCGUUGCUUACCCGUACUCCCUACAGCAUGUCUUCCGACCGUGCCAGAGCCAGGCCAUUUGCCAAUGCCGCGUCGCGCUCGUUGAUGAAGCAGAGUCUAAGAGAUCGCUAUUUCUCGCUAGAUAGUCCGUCAGAGUCUCUCAAUGUCACUUCGCGAUCGCAGUCGGCUCCGCGCCGUGUCUUACUAUCCCCCAGGCGCUGCUUCCCCCCGACCGAUAGCAAUAUCCGACAUUGA
Colletotrichum lupini is the source of this 1242-nucleotide messenger RNA. RefSeq lists its product as uncharacterized. The record is from RefSeq and is a predicted model, not a curated record. Bases 1 to 1242 code for a protein of 413 amino acids. NCBI's taxonomy places the organism in Eukaryota, Fungi, Ascomycota, Sordariomycetes, Glomerellales, Glomerellaceae. The transcript is spliced from 9 exons.